Messenger RNA from Klebsormidium nitens, 2674 nucleotides. NCBI's taxonomy places the organism in Eukaryota, Viridiplantae, Streptophyta, Klebsormidiophyceae, Klebsormidiales, Klebsormidiaceae. The record is from the annotation of a GenBank genome assembly.
CCAUUCCCUGUGCAUCCCGUUCCGCUUUGUGCACGACUCUCACUAAUAGUGCUUGGAGUUGGCAGUGGGCUUCAAAUUUCUAGGUCAGACCAACAAUGCUGUUUCUGUAUGCACAGCUGGGGGCGCCCAUAUCGACAGAGCUCCUUCCUGAGGCGACCACAAGACUUUAAAAGUUGUUCCGCGAGCGGCGUGGGCCAUCCGCUUUGAGUGCAGUGUCAAAGUAAGUUCGAUGCGUGCACCGUCACCAACAACAAAGGGCAACAGGCCAGCUUGGUGGCCCGUGUGACAUGCAUCAUGGCUACAUUUGCACCUCGUUUAGAUGCAAGGAUGCUACGUCUGGUGAUUUUGUGGGGUUUUAGCUUCAUCUGCGGAGUGCAGUCAGCCACCAUGGAGGAUGUUGGCAACCUGGUGGCUGGUCCUCUCUGGAACCAGACCAGGCUCAGUCUGCACUUUAGGGGCCUAUCCGGCCCCAUCCCUCGAGAGCUUGGCAGCCUGACUAACCUCACCUACCUGGACCUCUCCCUCAACAGCCUCUCUGGCCCCAUUCCCCCGGAGCUCGGCAGCCUGACCAACCUCACCUACCUGGACCUCUCCCUCAACAGCCUCUCUGGCCCCAUUCCCCCGGAGCUCGGCAGCCUGACCAAACUUUCCAUCUUGGCCCUCGGAUAUAACGACCUCUUCGGCCUCAUCCCCCUAGAGCUCGACCGCCUCGCCAGCCUUCAAUACCUCAACCUCACGAGCAACAACCUCUCUGGCCCCAUCCCCUCCAAGCUCAGCGGCCUGACCGGGCUCCAAAAGCUCGACCUCUCCUUCAACAACCAUAUUUCCGGCCCCAUCCCCCCCGAGCUCGGCGGCCUGACCGGGCUCCAAAAGCUCGACCUCUCCUUCAACAACCUUUCCGGCCCGAUCCCCACAGAGCUCGGCAGCCUGACCGACAUCGAAACCCUCAACCUCAGUUCCACGGACACGUCUUGCGAAAUGCUCGACUUGUCGCGUAUGACGAGGAUUCAAAAGUUGGGCCUUCCUUGCUCUCCACCCCUCUCUUUCAAGGAAACCAAUCUUUCCUACUUAGCACUGACCGUUAACACCCAAUCCAGCCCCGCCAAAUACCUGGACCUGUCGGCGGUGCCAGACUCCUGCAAGAUCGUCAACCUGACGGGCCUGCACCCCAACCUCGAGCGUGUCCGGUUCUGGGGAGCUUGCAACGAGGGCUGCGUGGUGAAUUUGGCAGGCACGGGGGCUAGAUUGGAUCGCAGCACCCGCGGGAAGGUGUGCUUGAGUCGGAUAUCGGUCUUUCUCUCGGGGGACAUUCCCUUCCCGCUGUACGAUCGGGGGAAGUUUUUAGGCAUUCUCCAAAAUCAGCGCGGGAACUAUAGUUUGGAUGACCCCAACUUCGUGGAUCUGAUCGACCUGGGGCGCGACGGGAGGGCGUACACGGGGGUGGGGUUCUCGAGGGUCCAAGCGGGCAAUCUAUGCGGUAAUCCCGAGGCGAAGGGGGUCACGGCGCUCGUCUUUGGUGUCUUCACCGUCCUCUUGCUGGUGGGGACCAUCUCCGUCGUCGUGGUGGCCCCCUGGCGCCGUCGGAUCCGGGGAAGCGGUCUCGAGGAGGACGGGGCCGUUAAGAGUGGCUUACGGCGUGGUGGGCUCUACCUUUGGGGAGUAGCGCUGGGCGUUCUACCCGUGGUGGACGUCGUCACCGACUUUCUAGUCCUGAGCGAGGUCUGGGGCGCGUGGCCGAUGUGGGUGGUAUUGGCAUCGGUCUGUGCGCCGUUCGUAUGGGCGUCCUACGCGGUGGCUGAGUCCUGGUCGUCGACCAAGAUCUCAGUGCGCGGUUUGAAGGGGUUGCGGGUGAGGUGGAUGUGGCCCCUGCCAGACAUGGGCGCUCAGCAGCGGAGGGCGAACGCGUUGUCCUUGCGCGCUGGUGUUUUGGCAGUCCUGCUGCUUCCCCUGGGACUCCUGGGUGUGCUCGUCCAGGACCUGCUGUCGGUGGCGGAGAGGUUCGGGCUUCAUCUGGCAUCGGGGGAUGAGAUCGUCGUUUUCGAGCGCUACCAUGAGUCUCGGGUGGUGGUCGAAGUGCUUCUAGAGUCUCUGCCCCAAGCCAUCUUCCAGACCGGACUCUACCUGAUCGGGAGCUCGAGGGCGACCCGCAUCUACAUCGACCAGCGCAUCUUCGUGCAGUCGAUCGUUGUUUCGUUGUGUAGUCUCUUGAUGCAUUACUGCACUAUGCUGUGGGAGGCAGUAUACGAGGGCAAGUCGAUCGUUAGGGUAUUCCUGGACCGAUUCAGGGGUGCGGGGCAGCCGAUCUCCGUGGCGCUGACCACCGGGCCCAGCGGGGAUGAAGAGGUGGAAGUAGUGAGUCUCAAGGCGGCUGGUUGACACAAGGCUCAGAGGGUCGAUUAGAAGGUCGCAAGAGAAGUGUUUUGGGUUAUCGAUUAUGUAUGGGUAGUCACGCCCCCCGACGCGACCGUGGAAAAUUGCAUACGCUGUGACUCGGUGAUUCUAGAUUGGAAAGGUCUCUUGGCAUGUCUGACAAACUCACCUUGGCGUUUGACAAGCACUCAUGUCAGCUCUCUGAUUGUAUUAACCUACAGCCUAACCACGGCCAUUCUAGAAAUGACAGAAGAUUCCGAUGCAGUCUGGUUCUGUUCGCCUUUCCCGAGUUAGUUAUGUUGCG